Molecule: messenger RNA, 1621 nt
Organism: Elaeis guineensis (African oil palm)
Lineage: Eukaryota; Viridiplantae; Streptophyta; Magnoliopsida; Arecales; Arecaceae
Biological process (GO): dolichol-linked oligosaccharide biosynthetic process
Cellular component (GO): endomembrane system
Molecular function (GO): GDP-Man:Man(1)GlcNAc(2)-PP-Dol alpha-1,3-mannosyltransferase activity
Source: RefSeq, a predicted model, not a curated record
CUAGCCGGGUCAAAGCGGGCCGGCCUUUUGGUGAUGAAUCGACAGGCGCUGCAUCGAAAUGAAAACCCCGAAGCCUCCUUCGUCAUUUGCCGAAAGAGGUGGCCGGGGGAUCGAUUACCUCGAGAAGGAUGGAGAAUAGUCGAAGUCCCAAGCUGAAGAUCGGCAUCAUCCAUCCCGAUCUCGGAAUCGGUGGGGCUGAAAGGUUGAUUGUUGAUGCGGCAGUUGAACUUGCAUCCCGUGGACACAAAGUUCAUGUUUUCACAGCACAUCAUGACAAAAAUCGGUGUUUUGAGGAGACUGUUGCUGGUCCUUUUCCAGUUACAGUAUAUGGUGGCUUCCUACCUCGCCAUAUUUUCUACCAUUUUCAUGCUGUAUGUGCAUAUCUUCGUUGUAUGUUUGUUGCCCUCUGUGUCCUUUUCUUGUGGCCCUCAUUCGACAUUAUAUUGGCAGACCAAGUUUCUGUUGUCAUUCCCCUGAUGAAAAUAAGAAGGUCAAUGAAGAUAAUAUUCUACUGCCAUUUUCCGGAUUUGGUGCUUGCACAACAUACAACUGCACUUCGGAGGACAUACCGCAAACCAGUUGACAUGAUUGAGGAGGCAACUACUGGUAUGGCAGAUGUGAUUCUAGUGAACAGCAGAUUCACUGCAUUGACAUUUGCCUCCACAUUCCAGAGGCUUCAUUUAAGAGGAAUUCAACCUGCAAUUCUUUAUCCUGCAGUCAAUGUGGAACAGUUUGAUGGACCUUGCAAUUAUAAGUUAAAUUUCCUUUCGAUUAACCGUUUUGAAAGAAAAAAGAACCUCCAGUUGGCAAUCUCAGCAUUUGCAUUGCUUCAUUCCUUUGAGAGUACCCUUCCCGAUAAUAGUUUGUCCGAGGCUACCUUGACAAUAGCAGGUGGCUUUGAUAAACGCCUCAAGGAAAAUGUUGAGUACCUAGAGGAACUUAAAAGGUUGGCAGAAAAUGAAGGAGUGUUGGAACGGGUUAGAUUUAUCACAUCCUGCUCAACAGCAGAAAGAAAUGCACUUCUCUCCCAAUGUAUAUGUGUGUUGUAUACCCCAAAGGAUGAACACUUUGGCAUUGUCCCACUGGAAGCAAUGGCAGCACAGAAGCCUGUAAUUGCAUGCAACAGCGGGGGGCCUGUAGAGACAAUUAAACAUGGAGUUACUGGUUUUCUCUGCGAUCCCACCCCUCUGAAAUUCUCACAGGCUAUGUCCAUGCUUGUAAGUGAUCCUGACAUGGCAGUAAGGAUGGGUAAGGAGGCGCGGAGCCAUGUCAAACAGAAGUUCUCUACCAAGACCUUUGGAGAACAGCUAAACCAUUACGUCCUUGAUGCUUUCCAUCAGAGAAUAGAGUAAGCAAGAAUUGUAAUACCAUUCGGAAACGGAACCAUCGAUAGUUUGAACUCAGUUUUGCUUCAUUGAAGAUGGUCCAGUUUGGUGCAACUACUUUGUCACCCUAAUUUUACAAGUGUUACAUUCUUGAGAUCCAAUUUAUACCAUUCUAAUGCUGAUAUUUUCUUUGGGUCUAUGAUUUCUGAAGAUAUAAGAACGUAGUAAACAAUCAUCAUUGAUAUGAACAUUGCAUCCCUUCAGAAAGUGAUAUACGAACAUCAUAUUCUCGCUUA